Molecule: messenger RNA, 1386 nt
Organism: Phycomyces blakesleeanus NRRL 1555(-)
Lineage: Eukaryota; Fungi; Mucoromycota; Mucoromycetes; Mucorales; Phycomycetaceae
Exons: 12
Coding region: 1-1386 (461 amino acids)
Molecular function (GO): dipeptidase activity
Source: RefSeq, a predicted model, not a curated record
AUGUACAACGAUCACUAUGAAGAGCAGUCUGUUGGUUGUCUCGGAGGUAUUCUCUCCAGACUCGGUGUAACAAACUCGCCUGUCUAUGUCAGAGCCUCCUCUAGCGAUGAGAAGCUGCCUGCCUAUGAAGAAUGCAUGUCACAGGCAAGUCCAUUAAACGCAUCCCAUGCAAUGCACCGUAUGGAUGUCAAGGCCGACAGCGAAGUCGAGGCUAUCGUCAAGAAAGCUAUCAAUGAUGUCUCCUCCGAGCUCCGUGCUAUCAGUUUGGAUCUCCAUGAAAAUAUGGAGACUGGUAUGAAAGAGUUCCAUGCUCACGAAGUUCUCACCAACUACCUUGAGAGCAAGGGGUUCAAGGUUACCCGUGGCGCUUACGGUAUGGAGACUGCUUUCCAGGCAGAGUACACUCGUGGUGAAGGCAGACGUGUCGGUAUCUGCUCCGAAUAUGAUGGUCUCCCAGGUCUCGGUCAGGGUUGUGGUCACAAUCUGAUCGCUAUCAGUGGUGUCGCUACUGUUAUCGGCGUAAAGGCCCUUUUGGAUAGCGGAAAGGCUUCUGGAAAGGUCAUCUUGUUUGGUACUCCCGCCGAAGAGCUUUCUAUCGGAAAGAUCGUGAUGGUACAUAAGCGUGCAUUCCAGGACAACGUAGACGUUUGUAUGAUGCUGCAUCCUGGUCCCUAUGAUGCUAAUUAUGCUGCCAUGAUUGCAGUACACGAUGUCAAGCUCGAAUUUUAUGGAAAGCCCACACACGCUUCUGCUACUCCCUGGGAAGGUGUCAAUGCUUUGGAUGCCAUGGUUCAGGUGUGGAAUAACAUCAGUAUGAUGCGUCAACAAUUACUCCCUACAGACAGAGUCCAUGGUAUUGUUACUAAUGGUGGUCAAGCACCCAACAUCAUCCCCGAUCGUACAUCUGCUUUCUUCUUUGUGCGCACAACAAGAUUCUCUGAAAUUGAUCGCCUUAUGAAGAAGCUUGAAAACUGUUUCACCGCCGCUGCUCUUUCCACUGGCUGUGAAGUUAACUGGACAUGGCGUGAGAUUGGCGUCACAAAGGAUGUUUUCCAAAACUCUGUUUUGGCUGAUAAAUAUGGUGCCUAUAUGGAGAAGGAAGGCAUCAAGUUCCCCUCUCGUGAGGAGCAGCAAAAGGGCGCCGGUGGCUCUACUGAUAUGGGUAACGUUAGUUACGAAAUUCCCACAAUCCAUCCCAUAUUUGGUAUCCACACCACUGCUUCCAACCACACCAUUGGAUUUACUGCAGCAGCAAAGACUCUGGAUGCCCACAACGAUACUAUCAUGGCCUGUAGAGGUUUGGCUCUUACAGCUGCUGAUGUUCUUUUGGAUGAAUCAUUCUACCAGGCUGUUAAGCGCGACUUUGACGAGAAUGUUAAGAAUUAA